Molecule: messenger RNA, 7888 nt
Organism: Topomyia yanbarensis
Lineage: Eukaryota; Metazoa; Arthropoda; Insecta; Diptera; Culicidae
Exons: 2
Coding region: 2100-7565 (1821 amino acids)
Molecular function (GO): RNA-DNA hybrid ribonuclease activity; nucleic acid binding
Source: RefSeq, a predicted model, not a curated record
GGUGUGAUCGGUUGUAUUUUGCUUAUCGCUGUGGUUCUGCGAUUCCCCGAAAAAAGCAAGGUCACGCUAUCGGGUUCUUUUUUUUUCGUUCGAGCUCAGCCACCCGGACUUUAUCAGCUCGGCCCCAGCCAUCCGGCAUAUAUCGUCUAUCUAAUCCAAGUGAUAGUUUUACGCGAGUGUAGUAUCCCGUCACACAGUUAGUAGUGCGAAAAACAAGUGAUCCGGAUCUCACUUCCUGGCGGGCCCCCGCCAACCGGAGGGACGGCCAAGCCGCCAAAGGGCUGCCUCCCACCGAAAUAUACCAAAAACCAAAGCGUACUACGACAUUUCUGUGAAAAAAAUGUGUAGUGAUAACAGUGGCAAGUAUCAGGAGCGCAGACUUUAAAAUCGCGCCUCCAUCACCAAGAAAAUUUAAACCUGAUAAAAAACUUGCGCCCCCAUCAAAAGUGCGAACCGUGAGCGACUUGUGAUCCAUACGAGAGUGUAGUGACGAACCUCAAACGAGUUUGGUUAAGUCCUCGGACAGUUCAAUCCCGGCCUUCCCUGAUUCUUCCGUGUAAACCUGCACUGCACCCCUUCACCGGGGAAGCAAACCAGACUAGAGUGGGCGAUGGAAGGCGAUCCGCCUCCCCCAGGGGAGGGUCCACCGCUUAGUCACUCCAUACCAGCCUUUAUGAACUCUGGUGAUUUGAUCGACCAGCAGACUCUACUGUUGCGUGCGGCGAAGGACAGUGUAGGUAACAGUGUAAGUUUACCAAACCCAUUGCUGUUACAUCUACUACUGAAAGAAGCAAUUGGGUCUGAUCCUAAUAAGUGCAUCCAUGCUACCAAGGAGGCAAGAGGAACGCAGUACAUUCUGCGCACUACAUCCAAAAGGAUACUCCAAAAAUUGCUCAGCAUUAAACAGUUCUCCAACGGUCAACAGGUUGAGGUGAUCCUCCAUCCUCACCUGAAUAAAACCCAGGGAAUAAUUUAUGACCUUGACACAAUCAAUAUUCCCACUGAAGAAAUUCUCUCUGCGCUCAGACCCCAAAAUGUGGUGGAAAUUAGAAGAAUAACCAAGGUGACCAAAGGAAUGCCGACUAACACACCACUGUUAGUACUCUCAUUUGCUGGGUCUCACCUGCCGGAAACGAUCUUCCUAGGCUUGGUUAGAGUAAGAGUGAGGAAAUAUUACCCUUCUCCCAUGCAGUGCUUCCGCUGCGGGCGCUUUGCACACGGAAGUAAAACAUGUGUGUAUAAGGAGAUAUGUCUAAACUGCGGCACAGAACACGAAACCAGUAACGAAAACCCAUGCACCAAACCUAGCAAUUGCACUAACUGCAAAGACAGCCACUCCGCCAGAGACAAAUCCUGCCCUGUUUAUCAAAAAGAGUAUCAGGUGGUUAAAAUCAAAACUGACAAUGGACUCUCAUUCCCGGAAGCCCGAGCCCUUGUCAAUCAGGAGUCAAGAAAACAAUCGUACGCAGCUACACUAAAAGAUAGACUAUCCCCUGGAAAUGACGAAAAAGAUCGCACCAUACAGAUACUUAGGGAGGAAAUUGCACAAUUAAGAGGAAUGACACCCAAAAAAACGGAGACUGAUAGCAAAGAUCUGAUAAUCGCUAAAUUAAAGGAGCAGCUAUUGGACGAGAAAAUACAAAAUAAAGAUUUGCGCAAUGAAAUGGCGGCCCUCCGCCAUGCUUUUACGGCACUGAGAAGGCAGGUGCUACCAAGGACCCCCUCAACCGGCCCCGGCACCAGCACAUCCCAAACGACGACGACAAAACCGGCAACAGGAUUCUUAGCUCCACAAGCUACGGUUGUGAAACAAAACACGCCAACAAGCUUAACACAAUCAGAAGGCGAAUCAAAUCGACCAAGCCGAAGCAAAUCGAAAAAGGAACGAGAUCAACAACAUCAAGAAAAAUCGAGGAGCCCCCUUCUGAAACAGAGCCAACAAAAACCAUCCGAAUUCGCAUCAGCAAAAGAAAUCCCGACAAAACAACUCUCCAAUCCCCAACCGCACAACAUUAAGAGGCCAAUAAACCAAAGUGGUGACCCAGCCACCUACAUUUCGGACUAAGUAGCCAAACUAAACAGCAACUACCUAAUAACACAUGCAACAACAAAAACGCCAGCAACACCACAAAAGCCUACCCACACCGACCCCGUCCGGGGAAGUACCGGCCCUCACCGACGAGCCCCCGGCGGCUGUCGGUGUGGGACCAUCGGUACCUUUCCGGGUAAGUACCGAAACACAACGAAAUUCGACCACAGAAACUGCCCCAUCUUUCCCCCCCACAGCAUCAAGCGACACACACCAAGCGGAAGAACCGGUUGCCUCCGUUCCCCCGGGCUACCGCGGGCAAUUGCGUAGGCGGACCGCCCGCCAUACACGAACUAUACUUCAGGAACCAACCCAACCGAUAAAGGGAACGUCGGUCCCCUCGGUCGACGACCCAACCCAUACGCUAACUGCAACACCCACCAACCAAUUUUCUGGCGAACCGGAAGCUCCCGGCCGGCAUCCGCUAGGAAGCCCCAGAGGAAGACUGCCUGGCCGCCCUGACCACAGGAACGACAAAGAGAGAAGCAAAGCACACAUCACAGAUGAGACGUGCACAAGACCCGUCGCUACGGGCUCUUUCACCCGCUCCGGCAGACAGUACAAUCCCCCACCAACUAGGCUAACUCCAAUACAGAGCAGAGCAGAUUACACAGUACCAAGCGGAAACGCCACGAACUAUAACCUCUUCAGCAACACGCCGGCAAUAACAUACCCAUCCCUAAGCCUAGCAGCGGGCCCCUCAUGGCGUACAGAUAGCUACAGAAUUCGCCAAAUAAACACUGAAGUCCCAAGUACCGCGGACCCUUCGCCAAACCGCUUGAUGUCCCGGGAAGGACUAUCCUUUAGCCCGACACCACCUCACCGAAGACUGGAGAAUAAAAGACACAGGACAACCAACAAGAACAAACACCUUACCAGAUCUGUUAGGGAAAAAGCCUUCUCCCCUGUACUGGCCCCGACCGCGGAUGUCCCGUACCCAUUCGAUGAGCCUCCGGCGGCUGCCAGUGCAGGGGGCCCGGCUCCCACCCGGGUAAGUCCCUACACAAUAAUCCCUAACCAAGACCAGAUAAGUGCUCCAGCCUACUUUCCAGCCUAUGAUACUGAACAAAGCAAUACAGUGGACGCCUCGACAACCUUCCAGAGGGCUCUGGGAGAGAAAAAAGGCCGCCGUGCCUCAUCCACUAAACCUGAACCUAGGAGCAACCUAAACAACGAGAUAAGAAAAGCUAACGACUCAGAUGAGCCGUCCUCAAGCUCCGUUACAACAGGCUCCUUCACCCGCUCCGGCAGAUUAUACAAUCCUUCAUCAUGCAGAACAACCUCGGCAACAACUCUUCCAUUACAAAGUCCAAUGGCGGGGUCAUGGCUCACCGAUAGCUAUGGAGCUUGCCAAAUAAACCCCGAAAUCUCAAGCCCCGCGGUUCUCGCCCAAAACCCCUUGAUGUCCCCGGGAGAGCGAUCCGUUAGUUCGACGCAACCUCACAACAGGCCGACGGACCAAAGACACAGCAUAACCAGUAAUAAUAAAUACGUUACCAGAUCUGCUAGGGAAAAAGCCCUCUCCCCUGCACCGGCCCCGUCCGUGGAUGUCCCGUACCCAGUCGAUGAGCCUCCGGCGGCUGCUGGUGCAGGGGGCCCGGCUCCAAUCCGGGUAAGUCACCCCACAAUAAACCCUAACCAGGAUCAGUUGAGCUCCCCGACCUACUUUUCAGCCAAUGAAACUGAGCAAAGCAAUUCUCUAAGACCCCCGGGAAGGCGGUCCGUUAAUUCGACGCAGCCCCAUAGAAGCCCAGAGGACAAAAGAUACAGCAGAGCCAGCCCAGUGGUGUCCGAAAUUCACAUACCGCCAAGCCCAACAAAUACCGCUAAUCGUCGGAGAUAUUCUGGCCUCAGCACAUCCCCACCAGACGAAAAGGAUUCUACCCUAGCAAUCCAAUGGAAUACCAAUGGACUUCGAGCCAAUCUAGGUGAGCUACAGAUUAUUAUUGCUCGAAAUUCCCCUAUUUGUCUUGCGAUCCAAGAAACCCACACCAACAGCGAUAUAGAUCUAGCAACAUGGUUCGGCAACCGUUAUCAGUGGGAAACAGCUAGAGGAUCUAAUCUCUACCAAACAAUCGGCCUCGGCAUCAGGACAGAUAUACCUUCGGAACCAAUCCCUUUGACAACCGAGUUGAUUGCCACGGCGAGUCGGAUCACCUAUCCUCUCAACUGUACUGUAGCUAAUGUAUACCUGCCACACACAAUUAGCGAUUUCGGAAACAAAUUUAGAAACCUUGUCAGACAACUACCCAUCCCCUUCAUCAUUAUGGGUGACUUUAACGCGCACCACACCUCCUGGGGCUCAGAAAAAUGCUGCCACCGGGGCAACGUAAUCCUCGAGGUGGCCGAAGACACCAACACCAUCAUACUAAAUGACGGCAGUACCACAUUUCUCCGUGGCCGCACGUCGUCGGCCAUAGAUCUGACCAUUUGUUCCAGCAAUCUCGCUGGAUCACUCGGCUGGAGGGUAUCACCGGAUAUGGGUAAUAGUGAUCACUUUCCAAUCGUUAUAUCGCACAAAUAUUUAUCACCAGCAACCACACGCCGAAGACAAUGGAUUUUCGAUCGCGCUGACUGGCCGGUCUUCGAAGAAGAAAUCUCGGAAAGCCUGGACCACGACCGUAAUUACGCUACUGAUGAACUCACCAACAUCAUAUUGAGAGCAGCGGGUAAGAGUAUUCCCCGGACCAGCGGCACCCCCCCACCCAAAGCAGUACACUGGUGGAACCCUGAAGUGGCUGCAAUCCUUAAAGACCGCCGAACUGCACUGCGCGCACUCAAGAGAACACCCCGAGACCUCCCCAUUUGGGAGAAACGGUCGUCCGAAUACCGGCGCCUCAGAAACAAGGGAAAAAAGGCCGUUGAAGAAGCCAAAGCCGCUAGUUGGACCAAAUUUAUCGAUGGUAUCAGUCCCAAUUCUCCAACUCCUGAGUUGUGGAGAAGAGUUAACGCCCUAAGCGGAAAACGUCGGCAAAUAGGCUUUACACUCACAACCGAUGGAGGCACUACAAUGGAUCCACAAGCAAUAUCCAAUCAGAUUGGCACUUACUUCCAGCUCCUGUCAGCCGACGAAUCGCUCCCACCUGCCUUCCUUCGACGCAAGGCUGCAUUAGAAGCAUCCCCUACGAGUUUCUCACCGGACUCCAGUCAAGAAUACAAUAGAGCCUUCUCUAAUAUCGAACUCGCUACAGCUCUUGGUUGUGGUCGAGGCAAGUCAACAGGUCUUGACGAUAUAGGUUACCCCAUGUUGAGGCACCUCCCACCAAUUGGGAAGAGUGCACUACUUCGCAGCUUUAACACAAUCUGGGAAGGUGGGUCCUUCCCAGAUAACUGGCGUGAGGCUCUUAUUGUGCCAAUCCCAAAAAAGAAAAGACCCAGAAUCGCAAGUGACUUUCGCCCAAUAAGCCUUCUCCCGUGCACAUCUAAGGUGAUGGAAAGGAUGGUAAACCGAAGACUUACCACGCUCCUGGAGGAUCGUAACCUGCUUGAUCUCAGACAGUUCGCUUUUCGCAAAGGACUCGGUGCCGGAGUACACUUGGGAUCAUUCGGCGAAGUGGCAACUCAGGCCAUGAACGAAGGUCACCAUAUCGAUAUCGCCAUUCUGGACUUAGCCAAGGCCUACAACACUACGUGGCGUGAAGGAAUCCUCCGACAACUUAGGCAAUGGGGGAUUGAAGGAAAUUUAGGCCUCUUCGUGCAGCAUUUUUUGAGUAACAGGCGUUUUCAGGUUGGUAUAGGUGGAAGCCGAUCUAACUUUUUCCAAGAAGCAAAUGGGGUUCCCCAAGGCUCCGUCCUGGCGGUGACGCUCUUUCUUAUCGGGAUGAACUCACUGUUCGCCACCUUACCAAAGGGUGUUUUUAUAUUUGUAUAUGCGGAUGACAUUAUCUUGGUAGUCACCGGAAAACAUAAGACGCGCGUACGAAUCAAACUCCAAGCUGCUGUAAGAGCCGUCGUCAUUUGGGCGGAAUCAGUCGGCUUCAACAUUGCGGCCGAGAAAUGUGCAGUUACACACUGUUGCAAUACCAUGCACAGAGCAACGGAUCGGCCGGUGAAACUACUCGGUACCAUUAUACCGUUCAAAAAAGAACCAAAGAUUCUGGGUAUUACGAUUGAUCGUAAAUUGACCUUCCUACCGCAUUUUAGAAAUGUAAAACAAGACUGCAAGAGCAGAAAGCGAUUAAUUCAAGUAAUUAGCACACGACAUACCAAAUGUAAUCGCACAACCUUGCUUGACAUUAGUCGGGUCUUGAUCCAAAGCAAAAUAUAUUAUGGACUCGAACUAACAUGCUGCAACUGGGAAGAUAUGGUCAAGACGCUUAGCCCACUAUACCAUGGAGCGAUUCGUUUUGCAUCCAACCUCCUACCCAGCACGCCUGCUGAAGCUGCAUGUAUGGAGGCUGGUAUACUCCCAUUCAAAUGGGCCACAGCAGUUGCAACUCUGAGGCAGGCCCUUAGAUUCCUCGAGAAAACAACUGGCACUGACUGCGCUUUGUUACGGACCGCUGAAGAAAUCCACUCCAGCUUCACAAACUCCCCCCUGCCGCAAAUCGCCCGACUAUACAACACCGGAAACCGUGCCUGGUCAGAACACGGACCGAACACUGAUACCAAUCUGACCCGCCGUCUGAAGGCAGGUGUUUCCCCCAACAUUGCCCGAGCCAGUUUUCUACAACAUGUCAAUAGAAGGUACUCAAACCACCUGAAGAUAUUUACCGACGGAUCAAAGUUAAAUGGAAGGGUAGGGGUGGGUGUGAGUGGAGUGGGAGCUGGUCUUUCAACUCGCCUUCCCUCGCCGUGCUCUGUCUUCUCUGCUGAAGCUGCUGCCAUCGCUCUCGCUAUCACAAAGAAACCCGAAGAUGUUCCAGUUGUUAUUUUUUCCGACUCCUUGUCUGUUAUAACCGCACUAUCCUCCGGAAACUCCAGGCACCCAUUUGUGCAGGCUAUCGAACAAUCUUGCGACUCGCUCACCUCCAUCUGCUGGGUACCUGGACACAGUGGCAUCCACGGUAAUGAGGAUGCAGACCGCCUGGCAUGCCUCGGACGUCAAUCCAGCACCUUACUCACCAAGAAGGUUCCAGCGGCAGACAUCUUGAAUGAGUUCAAAGGGAAAGCGGAAGCAAAUUUUACAAGCCAUUGGAGAAGCAGCCAGGGACAUCUACAAAAAGUCAAGUGUACACUCGAAGGAUGGACCGACCGUGACAGCAGACUCGAACAGAGGGCUCUGUCCCGGCUCCGCGUGGGACACACAAAAAUCACUCACGCUCACACCAUAUCACGUGUCGACCCUCCGAUCUGUGAAUCCUGCCAAACUAGACUGACGGUCGAACACUUGCUGAUUAACUGCCAGGAGCUAAUCGAUCUCCGUCAGCAGUACAACCUGCCCUUGUCCAUUCGGGAUGUUUUGGAUAACGACCCAGUUCGAGAGGAGACCCUACUAGCCUUCUUAAAAGAUGCUAGGAUCUUUGAUGCAAUUUAAACAGGAAUCAACAUCUUCCGCGGGCCCUCCGCCACACUCUGGAGAGUGCUGGGGAGGUCUCUCCGCGGCCCUAACAUACCCAGAUGAAUCAGCUAAACAAUGCUCCAUUCGACUGCAAACCCGCAAACCACGACAACGCAAAGGAGGAGAAAUCCGUAAUAGCCAAUCUACGAGCCCACAUAGCAACGAGGCAUCUUCCGGACUACAAUAAAACAAUAAUCUAAGAAUUUUUUUUUGUAAAAUCCGAUGUAAAUUAUUUAUUUAUUUAUUUUUUCUUAUCAAGGCGAAUGACCUAUGAGGUUAAAGCCUUCAAUUAAAUAAAC